AUGACAGUCAGUGUUAAAAAAAAUAGUAUUCAGGCGUAGCUACCUUUUGCAUUUGCUAAGCAUAUUAACGUUAACUUAACUGUUACCCUGGCAUGGAUGGCAAUUGGCAAGUCAUAAUAUGCCGUAUGAUAUUGAUACUUGUCUUUAUCAUAGGUACCUGACCCAUGUACCUGAACCAAGUCUACAUAAUUUAGUCAGGCUGAAUUAAUUUAUUAAAGUACUGCAUUUGCAAUACAAUAAAUGAUUCACUGUCUUUGAAUCAAUGAAAUAUCUGUUGUUUUGACGUUUUUACACCAGGGGGUGCUGACAGCUACGUUUCUUUUCUCUCCCGUUUCCUGUCUCCCACACACACACACACACACACACACUCCCUCCUUACCAUCUUAUAGAACGCAGAGCUGUUCACGCUGACAUACGGGGCCCUGGUAACCCAGCUGUGUAAGGACUAUGAGAACGACGAGGAGGUCAACAAACAGCUGGAUAAGAUGUGAGUCUCUUCUUCUCAACAAACUAUCUGCUUAGUCCUCUCACUUAUAAGUGAUCAAGGAAAGGAAACAAGGAUAAUAAUUGAGUCGUGUGUGUGUGAAGUGCACUGUUUGCUCUGAACCUGUAAAAUGUGCCACUCCUCUGCAUUUCAUUUUCAGUUUAUCAUUUACUCUGAAAAUGGACAAAGUGGAGCUACCGCUUUCGGCCUCUCUGAUGUUUCCCAUCAACCUACACCACACUGGCAAAUUCUCCAUCCCUCUUAAACUUGACCCCAGUCACCAGUAGACCAGUGAUAUAAUCUGUGUGUCUGUGAUGAAACAGGUGGUCUAUAACCAGGGAAGUAAUCACCUUUCACACAUCCAUGUUAGGAGUCUUCUUCACUUUCUAAACGUCUCCUGGAAUUCACUGGCUCCAUCCCCUCCUCUUUUGAGGAACAGAAAACAGAAGACACACUGUCCAAUGAAUUCUCUGAAUUUGAAAGGGGAAAAGGGGGUGGUGUGCCCAUUGUGAAUCAUUUGGUAUUUGGUGCUGUCUAGUAAAGAUCAAUGCUGUCUCGCUGGCUUAGAAACAUUUAAAGGUGUAGUUAACUUUUCCAAAGUAAUAAAAUGGCAAAGUAAUCUUUUAAGGCUGAAAGAUUGGCCUUGUGUGAUAUGGCCUGUGAAGGUAUUCUUCCUCUUGGCUUAACUAACAUACCUACUGUAGCAUGGUCUGCCCCAAAUACGGUUAAUUCGGGUGAUGAUAUCAUCUGACUCCUUUAGGGGGGGGUCCAGAUGCUUAUCUAUCACUCUCUAUACAGUGUUCAUGUCUGAAGUCUUUACAGGAGAUGUAGAAUCUCUGCUCUGAAGUGGUAUAGCAUUUAGCACCCGUUCUUCUUUCCUUUGCUCACUCUUUCCCCCCUCUUUUGUUUUUUUCCAGGGGAUACAAUAUCGGAGUGCGUCUCAUCGAGGACUUCUUGGCACGCUCCAGCGUUGGGAGGUGUCAGGAUUUCAGAGAAACGGCCGAUGUCAUUGCUAAGGUAAUGGGAACGUCCCCGAGCCAAUCAGAGCAUGUCCUUGGAACCCUCCCAGAAAGGAGAGAGGAGAGGGGGAAGAGCAAGAUGGAGAGAGAAAGGACAGGGAACGAUAAAGAGUGAGAGCUAUUGAGAUGAGGGAGAGAGAGAAAGAGGUUGUGAGUUAGAGAGCAAGAGAGCCGGCGACUGGAAUUUGAACUCCAACCUGCAGUGGUCUGCAUAGUUUCUGAGCUUUCAUAGCUCCUCUCUACUGCUUUUCAUUUCUCGCACUCACGCAGGUAGGGAAGCAUCCCAGCUAUGUCACCGCAAAGCCAACUAGCCCCAGCCCCCGUGUGUGUGUGUCUGGGCUCAUGUUCCCCACUGCUUCUUGUUAUGUUAUACAGUAGUUCUAACAGUGCUGCUAAGUCGUUUCACAGGUGUAACCUUGCAUUGUAGGCCUAUGGUUCAGUUAUAUGGAAGGCAGUAGUAUGGAAUAUUGGUCUAGAUGAUGAACAGGUAGCCUCAACUGCCGUUCAGACUUGCCGAGAUAAUCAAAAUGUAUUCACUAACUGUAAGUCGCUCUGGAUAAGAGUGUCUGCUAAAUGACUAAAAUGUAAAAUGUAAUUCAGUGAUUCAUCUUGUAUGAGAGUGAUGGUGUCUGUUCUAUUAUGAAUACAGUACUUGUAACGCCAUUGUAACAUUAACAGCAUUGUGUGAUUGCAUGUGUUGUCCACUAGGUGGCAUUUAAGAUGUACCUGGGCAUCACCCCCAGUGUGACCAACUGGAGCCCGGCGGGAGACGAGUUCUCCCUCAUCCUGGAGAGUAACCCCCUGGUGGACUUUGUAGAGCUGCCUGACAACCACAGCUCCUUGGUCUACUCCAACCUGCUGUGUGGGGUACUCCGAGGAGCUCUGGAGAUGGUAAGGAGGGUGCGUGUGUGUGCGACCGGGAGACUCAUGGGCGGCGCACAAUUGGCCCAGCGUCGUCCAGGGUAGGGGAGGGAAUGGCCGGCAGGGAUGUAGCUCAGUUGAUAGAGCAUGGUGUUUGCAACGCCAGGGUUGUGGGUUCGAUUCCCACGGGGGGCCAGUAUAAAAAAAUAUGUAUUCACUAACUGUAAGUCGCUCUGGAUAAGAGCGUCUGCUAAAUGACUUAAAUGUAAAUGUUAAAUGUAUAUGGUGUGUACUCCAACCUGCUAUGUGGGGUACUCCGAGGAGCUUCUUUAGGCCUUUUCACACUACUGAGACAAACUGAGCCGAGCCUAACCAAGCUAUACUGUGCUGGCCUGGUUACAUAUUCACCAUAGUUGUUGGAACCAUGCUGAAAAGGACCAUGUGAAAAGAAACAUAUCAGAGCCAGCACGGUAGUAUGAAAAUUAUAUUUGUGUGAUUUAUGUUAUGUUCAUGUGUCAUGAGAAAAGUACUUUAUUUCCCUUUUAAUUUCUAAUAUCUCCUUCUCUCUCCCCAAGGUGCAGAUGGCAGUGGAUGUGAAGUUUGCUCAGGACACCCUGAGAGGAGACAAUAUCACAGAGAUCCGCAUGAAGUUCAUCAAGAGGAUCGAAGAGAACCUACCGGCCGGGGAUGAGUGAGAGAAACACAGAGAGAGAGAGAGAGAGAAACCACCUCCUUACACCUCUCCUCUCCUCUUGCUCUCCAUCCAUCCUGAAUCUGAUGUCGCUCGGGGGGUACAGAGAGAGAGGGAGAGAAAGAGGUAUUGGGAAACCCUUCACUGAACGAAUGGAGACCAAGAAAUGAAGUCCUUGGACGUGUCUCAAAUGUAUUCUAUCUUCCUCUCCUUGUCUCCUUCUCUUCAUCUGCACUGGUGUAAAGACAAAGGACAGAUAGGUGGGAGUUAAACGCAGGGAAGGAGAGGACUUGGCCUUUGAGAUGCACCGUUUGGUUUAUGGAAGGACUUCUGCUGAGCUAUGAUCCUUGAACUUUAACGUCUGCUCAUAUGACCCCUGACCUUUCCCCUUUAACCUCUGCUCCUGGGAUGAGGAACCCCUUGGACACUUCAUCAUCACAUAUGUUAAUUUCCGAGAAAACGUUGUCCCUUAGAUAUAGUUUAGGCUUUGUCUAGUGAAAGUAGUCAGGAAAAGCUCCUGGCCCGUUACAAAUGGAAAUGUUUUGUUUUUGAUUGAUUUUAAAUUCUGUUAAUUUAAUCAAUUUCACGUAAAUGUGUAUCACUGAAUGGAAUGUGAUGGUUUCACUACCAAGUCAAAGUUGGUUGUCUCAAUUGUGUUGUACACAGUGGACCAGAUUUUGAUAUGGAAAGUUUUGUUUUUACAUUUUGUCUCUCUUUUUAAGAAAAUGCAAGAUCAUAGACAUUCUGUUAAUGUCUGUCCAUAAGAUCUUUAUUUGUUGUGUCAUCUAAAAUACUUCCACAUGUAUGGCAAUAUUAAUUUAAGUAGGCUGAUGUGUCAUUAAUAAACUAAACAGAUUGACAUAUCUGUGCUGUGGUAUCACUAUUAUAAUAAUUCAGCUAGAACUGGUAGAAAACACAUGUUGGAUGUGUGUCCAUGACGGUACAUAGUAGGACCUGUGUUCCUUGUUAACCUGUUGCAGGUCUCUUCACACACAUGUAAUGAAAUGUCACAACCUUCCCCAGUGCCCGGUCGUCAGGUAAACCCCAGUGCACUGUGAGACAGUUAUUCCUCUGGAGCAGCUUUGUCCAGUCAAACAACAAUUACACAGACCUAAUGCCUCAGAUGUUUGUUCAGGCUUCAUGGAAACAAUUAGGACGUGUGUGUGUGUGUGUCUGACAGCCAUGUUUUAGGAACAGCCACUUUUUAACAGGGUGUCUGGAACAGGGGAGUGUGUUUGAGUUUAAGAGUGAGUGGACGGGGCUAGCAGGGCAAGUUGUCAUUAAAGACAGGUCCAUUCUGCCCAUAACUGACGUCAUCCAGGAGUCACCAACACAACUGCUUGUUGAGGCAAACCGCUCACCUCGUCAAUCACAGCAGAGCACACAGAGCUGGCCAUACACACAAACGUAUUGUUCCAUGGUUUUCGUACUGACUGUAACCACCAGAGGCUGCUGUGGGCAUUGCAUUCCCCAUCACUCCAACACUCACUCCAAAAACAUUUUCCUCUGCAGGUCACUCUCAUUUGAGAGUACAAUUAAGUUUCCACUUAGACAUACACUACCGUUCAAAAGUUUGGGGUCACUUAGAAAUGUCCUUGUUUUCGAAAGAAAAGCAUUUUUUUUGUCCAUUAAAAUAACAUCCAAUUGAUCAGAAAUACAGUGUAGACAUUGUUAAUGUUGUAAAUGGCUAUUGUAGCUGGAAACGGCUGAUUUUUAAUGGAAUAUAUACAUAGGUGUACAGAGGCCCAUUAUCAGCAACCAUCAGUCCUGUGUUCCAAUGGCACGUUGUGUUUGCUAAUCCAAGUUUAUCAUUUUAAAAGGCUAAUUGAUCAUUAGAAAACCCUUUUGCAAUAAUGUUAGCACAGCUGAAAACUGUUGUGCUGAUUAAAGAAGCAAUAAAACUGUCCUUCUUGAGACUAGUUGAGUAUCUGGAGCAUCAGCAAUUGUGGGUUUGAUUACAGGCUUAAAAUGUCAACAGUGAAGAGUGGACUCCUGGAUGCUGACCUUCCAGGCAGAGUUGCAAAGAAAAAGCCAUAUCUCAGACUGCCCAUCUUAAUAUUGGAUUUUUAAUGGUCAGUCUGAGAUAUGGCCUUUUCUUUGCAACUCUGCCUAGAAGGUCAGCAUCCCGGAGUCACCUCUUCACUGUUGACGUUGAGACUGGUGUUUUGCGGUUACUAUUUAAUGAAGCUGCCAGUUGAGGACAUGUGAGGCGCCUGUUUCUCAAACUAGACACUCAUGUAUUUGUCCUCUUGCUCAGUUGUGCACCGGGGCCUCCCACUCCUCUUUCUAUUCUGGUUAGAGACAGUUUGCGCUGUUCUGUGAAGGGAGUAGUACACAGCAUUGUAAGAGAUCUUCAGUUUCUUGACAAUUUCUCGCAUGGAAUAGCCUUCAUUUCUCAGAAUAAGAAUAGACUGACGAGUUUCAGAAGAAAGUUAUUUGUUUCUGGCCAUUUUGAGCUUGUAAUCGAACCCACAAUUGCUGAUGCUCCAGAUACUCAACUAGUCUCAAGAAGGCCAGUUUUAUUGCUUCUUUAAUCAGCACAACAGUUUUCAGCUGUGCUAACAUAAUUGCAAAAGGGUUUUCUGAUGAUCAAUUAGCCUUUUAAAAUGAUAAACUUGGAUUAGCAAACACAACGUGCCUGAUGGUUGCUGAUAAUGGGCCUCUGUAAACCUAUGUAGAUAUUCCAUUAAAAAUCAGCCGUUUCCAGCUACAAUAGCCAUUUACAACAUUAACAAUGUCUACACUGUAUUUCUGAUCAAUUUGAUGUUAUUUUAACGGACAAAAAAAAUGCUUUUCUUUCAAAAACAAGGACAUUUCUAAGUGAACCCCAAAUUUUGAACGGUAGUGUAUAUCUAAGAUCAAUUUCUGUUAACCCCUUUAAUGGUAAAGCUUAUGAUUUGAGGUGGGUUAGAUGAUCCUAGAUCUUUGCCUAAAUGCAGCUUUUACCUAUAGCUCUGAUUCAGGUAUUUUUGUCAUUGAAAGAUAGGGAUGAGGUUUGCAUAUGUAGGUGAGUAGGCUACUCUGCACAUAAUGACUAUCAAAUUAAAUGUAUGAUAAAAGUAAAACAACCUCCCCAUAGACAGACAGACAGACCAAUAUUUCUUCUAGAAUAUUCCAAUAUACCCUAGAUAGUUCAAAACAGGUUUGAUACAAUCAAUGCAUGUAUGAGAUGUGCAUGCUUUCCAACCUCCAGGGAAGGGGCGGUCCUUCAUUACUAACUAAAUAAAUCCUAUAUUCACUUUCCCACCUGGAAUCGGAGACGUUUGAGAGGAUAAACAGUGGAAAGUGGACACACUGUGAGGACUGUCAGCGUGAAGUAAGCCCCUCGUCCUCUGAAGAGCUCUCGCUCCAGUUUACGCCCACAUAUAUGUACAUUCUUUAGGCCUAUAAUGUGUAUGUUGGAUGGCGAGCAAGGAGGAAAUGGUUUUGUGCAGACGUUCCAUGUAAAUCAUUUGGCAGAAUUAGAGCCGUGUACCAGGGGGAUAUACAGCUGGGAUACUGUGGACUGUUGCUGUGAGAAAACCUGUACCACUCUUCCACAUGCUCCCAGGAAUUUAGGAGCAUGCACACACACACACACACACACACACACACACACACACACACACACACACACACACACACACACACACGGCACAGGAGAGCGCACACUCACACACACGCAAGACACAGGAGCAAGCACGCACACACAUGCAGGACACAGGAGCGUGUGCACAGAUGCACUCAGGACACAGGAGCGCACACACACACUCCUGUCCUCGCUCCCUGACUCGAGCAACAAUCGUAUGUGUUACACUGCUUUAUCUUUGGUCGUUAGGUCUGUGAAGCUCACGGUAAGAACUGUGUAUCUGGGUUAAGAGUUAGUAUCUCUCUUUCUCUCUCUCUGUCCCCCUCUCUCUCUUUCCCCCUCUCUCUCUUUCCCCCAACCACCCCCCCCCCCCCCCCCCCCUCUCUCUCUCUCUCUCUCUCUCUCUCUAUCUCUCUGUCUGUCUCUGUCUCUGUCUCUGUCUCUGUCUCUGUCUCUGUCUCUGUCUCUCUCUCUCUCUCUCUCUCUCUCUGUCUCUCUGUCUGUAUAUCGCUCUGUCUCUCUGUCUGUAUGUCUCUCUGUCUGUAUGUCUCUCUGUCUCUGUCUGUAUGUCUCUCUGUCUCUCUGUCUGUAUGUCUCUCUAACUGUAUGUCUGUAUCUCUCUCUCUCUCUCCUCUCUCUCUCUCUCUCUCUCUCUCUCUCUCUCUGUCUCUCUGUCUGUAUGUCUCUCUCUCUCUCUCUCUGUCUCUCUGUCUGUAUGUCUCUCUCUCUCUCUCUGUCUCUCUGUCUCUCUGUCUGUAUGUCUGUAUGUCUCUCUGUCUCUCUGUCUGUAUGUCUCUCUGUCUCUCUGUCUGUAUGUCUCUCUGUCUCUCUGUCUCCAUGUCUGUAUGUCUCAUGGUUCUUAAACAGCACACAGAAACAAACACAGGAGCGAGAGAGAGUCUCCCCAUCAUUCAUAUCCCACACACACAAUUUGUUCAUGUGUUACACACUUAAUUCUUCACGUGGCACUCUAUUUUUCAAGAAACUUUACUAGGACAGCUCCGGCAAACAAGUAGAAAAUGUUGCAGACCUGAGACGAUGCACGCCGAUCUGCUUUAAACUGGCUAAACACUGGCUUUAUGGGCUUUAUGGGAAACACAUGGAGAACAGCAUGCUGUGACAGAAAAGGCCUAGCUAGCACAUGGAUGUCCCUGAGCUGGCCUAUAUUAUUGAAUACCCCAUCCUUCCUCCACCACCUCUCCAUCCCUCUAUUCCAUAUCUAUCCCACCCUGUCUAUCUCACUGUCUUUUUGUCUGUCUUUCCUUCGUUUCUUUUCUCUCUUCUCCAUGACUCUUGAUUUAUCUCCUCAUCUCUGCCUCUGUUUCUCAUUCUUUCAAGCCAAAGAGAGUGAGGUGAGUCAAAUGAAAGAGAAAAUGAGAGACCCACCUUUGGGGAUAUCGGAACACUGGGAAUAUCAGAUACGCUCUGGGAAUGCUGCAGAUGCCUCAAGUGAGGUAGGCUUGAAGCAUCCCUGGUUUUCCUGACUUUUCCGGAGCAUGUCUCGUGUCUGGACAGUGGAGAGAGGUGGGAGAUGACAGGCGUAUGGACAGUAUUCCAGACGACGCUCUGUGUGUUUCAGGGAAGGAGAGGAUGCGCUAAGACAGGGAACAGCUUGUUUCCGUAAGGAAUCCCAGACCCGGAAUCUCAGGCAGUUGGCAGGGAAGUGGAGGGAAGAGGCAUGUCUGAUGUCAUCGUCUGAGUUGACUAUUAGAGUACAUAGGCAGAAACCGACUGGCCAAACAGCAGUUUGGGCAAAUGACAGAUGGUAACAUGAUUGAGGCCAACACUGUGGGUUUGGAGUGGGUCUGUAUCAGGCUGUGGCCAACACUGAGAUGCAUGAAUACGGAUUAACUCAAACAUGCGUUCAUCAUUGUCUGCUUUUUUCCAUCAAAAAUACAUGGUGGACCUAAUGUGGGCCCUGAGCUUGUUCUGGUCAGGUCACACCAUUAUGAAGAACUCAAUAGUGUUCAGUGUUUGAAGGGGAUUUUGUGUGCUUCCAAAAUGGCAUCCUUUUUCCUAUAGAGAAUAGAGUGCACAGAGAUCCUAUUAAAUUACACAUUUUUAAUAUGUUCAAAUAUGUAAUUAUAUCAUAUGGUGCCAUUUGAGAAGCUUCCUUUUUGUGUCCAUAUGUUAGAAUAAAGAAUACUGAAACUGUGCUUCUUAUAUGAGAAAGUAUCACAAACUAUCAUGCAAUGUCUAACUGUAUCUAGUAUGCGUCAGAGGUAAGAUAAGGAGUGAGCUCCGGUACAGCCAUGGUUUGGCUAGAGCUGCAGAGCCCAACCCAUCUGAUACAUUGUUUAUAUUUUCCCCUCUUUCUCUCCAGCUUUUUGGAUGCUCACUGCUAA
Messenger RNA from Coregonus sp. 'balchen', 8968 nucleotides. The record is from the annotation of a GenBank genome assembly. NCBI's taxonomy places the organism in Eukaryota, Metazoa, Chordata, Actinopteri, Salmoniformes, Salmonidae.